This is a messenger RNA of Podospora pseudopauciseta, 435 nucleotides long. RefSeq lists its product as uncharacterized. The transcript has a single exon. Lineage: Eukaryota; Fungi; Ascomycota; Sordariomycetes; Sordariales; Podosporaceae. The record is from RefSeq and is a predicted model, not a curated record. Bases 1 to 435 code for a protein of 144 amino acids.
AUGCAGAUCAAGUUCAUCAUUCUCUCUGCUCUUCUGAGCCUGGCCGCCGCCAAAGAGGACCACAGCUCUCAUGACACCGAGUCUGUAUACACAUACACUACAGCUGUCCCAUCUACACAUGAGUACGCUCACUCCAGCACACUCGCCACCUCUACCCAUAUCAACGCCAACACCACCAUCCUGCCGCCCAAGACCAACUACGCCAACACCACCACAACCGCCACUGGCUUCACCAACUCUACCAUCUCUGUCAAACCAACUUCCACCUUCUCAACGACAACAAGCGACCUCGCCACCACCACUGAGACCCUAGUUGAAUCCACUACCACCCGGGCUGCUAGCCCCUCAUCAACCAACGCUGCUACUGGCGGGCGCUCCUCUCAGUUCGGGCUGGUUGUUCUGGGUGCCGCCCUCGCCGCUGGCUUCGGUCUAUAA